Molecule: messenger RNA, 1586 nt
Organism: Nelumbo nucifera (sacred lotus)
Lineage: Eukaryota; Viridiplantae; Streptophyta; Magnoliopsida; Proteales; Nelumbonaceae
Product: 26S proteasome regulatory subunit 6B homolog
Molecular function (GO): ATP hydrolysis activity; ATP binding
Source: RefSeq, a predicted model, not a curated record
CUCAGUCGAACAGAACGGGUUAGGGGGAUACUGAUUAUCGGGGUUUAUUUCAUCUCUCUCUCUCUCUCUCAUUGCCGCAAAUUAUGGCCGCAUCGGCGAUGGUUCUAGAUCCAAAACCCUCUUCUGACCCACCGCCGUCGAUCCCCUCCUCAAGCUCCGAGUCUUAUGCCUUCUCCGACCCAUCAUCCUUCCCCGACGAGGAUGACCUCUAUGCUCGCCUCAAGUCGCUUCAGCGGCAGCUCGAGUUCAUCGACAUCCAGGAAGAGUACGUCAAGGACGAGCAGAAGAACCUCAAGCGCGAGCUUCUCCGAGCUCAAGAAGAGGUCAAGCGGAUCCAAUCGGUGCCGCUCGUCAUCGGACAGUUCAUGGAGAUGGUCGACCAGAACAAUGGGAUCGUUGGCUCGACGACCGGGUCGAAUUACUACGUCAGGAUACUUAGUACCAUUAAUCGGGAGCUCCUUAAGCCUUCAGCUUCAGUGGCUUUGCAUCGCCACUCGAAUGCGCUCGUGGACGUGUUGCCGCCGGAGGCCGACUCUAGCAUCUCAUUGUUGAGCCAGUCCGAGAAGCCCGACGUAACCUAUAAUGAUAUUGGGGGAUGCGACAUUCAAAAGCAGGAAAUCCGUGAAGCUGUUGAAUUGCCUUUGACACAUCAUGAGCUAUACAAACAGAUUGGGAUAGAUCCCCCUCGAGGUGUCUUACUUUAUGGUCCACCUGGCACAGGCAAAACCAUGCUUGCCAAGGCUGUUGCCAAUCAUACAACUGCAGCCUUCAUAAGAGUAGUUGGUUCUGAAUUUGUUCAGAAGUAUUUGGGUGAGGGUCCGAGAAUGGUCCGUGAUGUUUUUCGCCUUGCCAAAGAGAAUGCCCCUGCAAUUAUCUUUAUUGAUGAGGUUGAUGCCAUAGCUACUGCUAGGUUCGAUGCCCAAACUGGUGCAGACAGAGAAGUUCAGCGAAUUCUUAUGGAACUCCUGAACCAGAUGGAUGGUUUUGACCAAACAGUAAAUGUGAAGGUAAUAAUGGCGACCAAUCGGGCUGACACACUUGACCCUGCACUUCUGCGUCCUGGAAGGCUUGACAGGAAGAUUGAAUUUCCUUUGCCUGAUAGACGUCAGAAAAGGCUUGUUUUUCAGGUCUGCACUGCUAAGAUGAACUUAAGUGAUGAGGUAGACUUGGAAGAUUAUGUUUCUAGGCCUGAUAAAAUUAGUGCUGCUGAGAUUGCGGCAAUUUGUCAAGAAGCAGGAAUGCAUGCGGUUCGCAAGAACCGGUAUGUUAUACUUCCAAAGGACUUUGAAAAGGGUUACAGGGCAAAUGUUAAAAAGCCUGACACAGACUUCGAGUUUUAUAAGUGAAGCAUUAUGAAAGCACAUUUAGAACAUUUGGAUACUUUUAGUGGACUCCUCUUUGUAAACGUCAAAAUAUUUCUCCUCCAUUCCUUUGUGUGCUAAUGGCAUGCUUUGUAUUAUUAUAAUUUUGCUUAGUAAGUAGUCGCAACUUGCAAAUGUUAAAAGCUCUCUUAAAGCUGUGGUCGUGUUGGAUUGGGCCUCUCUUGUUUGUUUGUAGAUAUCUCAAGUAUUUGUCAUGUGUGUUAA